Molecule: messenger RNA, 2447 nt
Organism: Tribolium castaneum (red flour beetle)
Lineage: Eukaryota; Metazoa; Arthropoda; Insecta; Coleoptera; Tenebrionidae
Product: zinc finger protein 260
Exons: 7
Coding region: 230-2341 (703 amino acids)
Biological process (GO): regulation of transcription by RNA polymerase II
Cellular component (GO): nucleus
Molecular function (GO): DNA-binding transcription factor activity, RNA polymerase II-specific; zinc ion binding; RNA polymerase II transcription regulatory region sequence-specific DNA binding
Source: RefSeq, a predicted model, not a curated record
GGCGCUUGCGCCCACCUCAGUUUGACAGUUCUUCGUGUUACGUCUUUUUCACAAACGUUGUUUUCGUAAUUUUUCCAAUCCGCCGUGAAUUUCCGCUUUUUUCAUGUUUAUUGUCCUUCCGCCGCAACUCUAGCCUUGUUCUCGUGUUCGCGGGCCGUGUGGGGGCCCAGUAUGUAGUAUUAAGUCGAAAACACGAAGUGUAAUUUGUUGGAAUUGUUAAUACACCAAAAUGGCCGCAAUCGACCCUUCCCGAUAUAACGAGCUGUGCAGACUUUGUGCCGCAACAACCACGAUGAUUCUGGCGGUCCACAUAUUCCAAAACGACGGAAUAAUAAGCCAAUUGCGGAAAAAAAUCGAAUCUUGCCUUUCCAUUCAAGUGCACGAAUCCGACGAGCUUCCCAAGAUGGUGUGCGAGAACUGCAUCUAUAAGCUCAACUUGUUGGCGGAGUUUAAGGAGAAGACGAUUCUCACGGAGAGGGUGUUGAUAGAUUUGUUGAAGCAGAUCAAUUCCAGCAAGCAGAGCAUGGGGGUUGUGCCCAUGGAGCACGAGCUGAUCAUGACGCAGAACCAGCAGAUCUUGGCCAACCAUGGCAUGGGUGGGGUUGAUGAGAUUGAUUUGGCUCACUUGGGGCCCAGGGAGCAGCUGAUUGUGGGACAUGAGAUCAUUUUGACCCAUCAGAGUGUUGAUAUCAAUGGUCACCCUCUUGAAAACAUUAAUUUGAACCACCAUGAGUUAAACCAGGACAUUUCUAACCACAGUUUGCAAACGCAGGACUCAAUUUUGGUGGAGAAUGGUAGUGCGAGGUUUGCCGGUGAUAAUUUAGAUUUAAUUCCGCAUCAGCAGUUGUUGAAUGAGCAGUUUCGGUUGCAACACGAGUUGCAUGUUAAUAUGAGCGCUGAAAAUACCGUUGAUGGGAUUACUUUAAGUGGGGGUUUGGAUAAUACUGUGGUUCACUCAAAGAUACAACACGAUGAAAAUACUUAUCAUAUUCACAAUGAAAAAGACAGUUUAGAUUAUCAUUCAAACUCUGAGAAUUUAAGUGUUAAAUUAGAAUCUCCAAAACUUGAAGAUAGCAACAGUAACAACUCUCUAUUGAUUGAUGAACGUUUAAAUCAUGUCAAUGAAUCGGAUAAUCAAAUUUUUUUGGCUGAAACUGCGAAUAUUUGUGACCAAUAUCAAAAUCAAAAAGACGACAGUUAUGAAGUGCAUUACGAGACACAGUUUCUUAAGUGUAACAUUUGUUUUGCUGUUUUUCCCAAUAAUGAGGUUUUAAAUGCACAUAGAAAGGAGGCUCAUGGUAGUACAGAGGAAGUUAAGGAAAUCAAAACGCGAUUAAAAAGAGCAACUUUACCGAUUAAGAACAAAAACCCCGACAGUAACAGCGACGAUAGCGGCGGCGACUUUGCUGAUGAUCCUGAACAGACUGAAGAGGACGAAAAUGAAGAUAACUUGCAAAUAGCAGUGCCAGAGAAAGGCACAAGUAAGAAAAAAAUUUGGUCGCCUAAAGUGUGUACAGAGUGUGGUAAAUCGUACAAAACAAACUACAAAUUAAAUGAACAUAUGAGAAAGCACACCGGGGAAAAGCCGUACAAAUGCAACGAUUGCGAGAAAGAAUUCCGGUCGAAAAUAGGUCUAGCACAACAUGCCGCCAAACACACGGGAAAAUAUGAUUAUGCUUGUUCAAUUUGCGGCAAAGGCUUCCAGUGCAAGAGUUAUUUGAUGGUUCAUCAAAGAGUGCAUUCAGACGAGAAACCGUAUCCGUGUUUGACGUGCGGACGGAAUUUUAAAACGAAACAGUCGCUACUAGACCACACGAAUAGGCAUUUAGGAGUGAAACCGUACACUUGUGAAACUUGCGGACGGGGUUUUAUCACGAAGGGGCUCUGCAAGGCGCACCAGAAGGUGCACACGGGCUUGGACAACCGGAAAUACUCCUGCAAAGUUUGCAACAAGAUGUUUGUGUCGAAGAGUUACUUGCAGACGCAUUUGCGCAUUCAUACGGGCGAAAAACCCUUCAUUUGCGAGGUUUGUGGCAAGGGUUUUUUGACGAAGGUGGAUUUACGAAUUCACACAACGAUGCACACGGGUGAAAAAUCGUACGUUUGUGAGAUGUGUGGCAAGGCUUUCGCUCGAAGAGACGCCUUGAGGUGUCACAGGAGGUCGCAUACAGGCGAGAGGCCUUACAGUUGCGACUUGUGUGGACAAACCUUUACCCAGUUUACACCCAUGGCUAUCCAUAAACGUCUCCAUACGGGCGAAAGGCCGUACGCUUGUGAAAGUUGUGGGAAAACUUUCGUAUCCAGAUCCACGAUGAUGUCUCAUGCCAAAAAACACAGGUAGAAGCGUCAAUCUCAAUCGUAAAAGACUGUCUAUUUAUUGUGCUGUAUUUUAUCAUUUACAACUUUACUUUUCUUUGGAUCCACAAUACACUUGCGAUUAAUUUGUA